This is a messenger RNA of Chara braunii, 3281 nucleotides long. NCBI's taxonomy places the organism in Eukaryota, Viridiplantae, Streptophyta, Charophyceae, Charales, Characeae. The record is from the annotation of a GenBank genome assembly.
CUGUGUUGUUGAAAUGGACCGAAGAGGAAAGAUGGACCACCUAGGGCAGCACGUGUCAUUAAGCCUGGGACGAGACAUAAUGGCCAUCGUAGCCGCGAGUCGAUUCUGGAAGGAAACCCGGGAUGUGAUGAUGAGGAAGUACCUGGUCACAGAGAAAAUGGCAACGGAGGCCGACUUAGCGGCAGUCCAAAGGAAGAACUUUGCAACGUACAACGACUUUCUACGAGAAUUUACCCUGGUAGCACUAAGGAUCCCCGGGGUUACGGACCGGAUAAUGAGUAAGUACUUCCUCAGACAGUUCUCCGAGUUCGACAAGGACAAGAUCCUAUCGGCUUACGCACAGACGAGCAAGUUUGUAAACACCAGGGAUGCUGAUUUCAGUACGGUAACGGAUCUGGCCGAGAAGACCGUAGUGACCGAGACAUUGGCCUUGCUCAAAGAAGGGGAGGUCAUAGAUCAGACUGGUAGGACAGGGGACAAGGUAAAAAAGGGGAUUGAAAGUCUACACGAACCCGUGCACGGAGUCAACAACAAGAUUGAAAGGAUGGAGAAUGCGCUGCUGGUUAUGCAGGCGCAAGUAUCCCAACCCGCCCUCCUUCCCCAGGAAGCCGUAGUUCCGCCGGGAGUAGCCAACCGAGGAUUCGGACGAAGAGAGUCCGCUAACGAGCAAUGCAAGUACUGCAUCGCGGUGGGACAUUUUGUGCGCGCAUGUCCUAAGCUCAACCACGAUAUACUAAAAAGGAGAUGUACCAGAUCAUUGAAGGGGGAGACAUUCGGACCGCAGGGAGAACGGGUGAAUUGGAACUCGCCAGGGGGAAUGCGGCAAGCCAUUAUCAUGCUCAAUGGGUUAGAGAUAACAGCAGUAGAGGUCGAGGCAGUGGUUGAUAUCAUCUGGGACCAACUCCGGGGCCGCGGGCCGCAGGUCAACUUUAUUCUGGAAAGCGACGGGCGCGAUAGGGUGAAUGCGACCACUCGACUAGGGACGACUGGGAGAAGGAUUAUCCGUGACAUCGUGAUGGAGGAGGUUGUUGGAGGCUCCGCGCCCCAGGCAGAGCCCGAGGCCGGGGAGCCCGAGAAAGUUUAUGGGAAGCCUAGGGAAGAAGAGCCCACAGACAAGGUCACCGCUGCUAAGAAAAAGUUUAGGUAUCAAAUCCUGAUCUUAACCAUGCCUGAGAUCGAUGAUACCCUUAGUAAAUUACUAGGAACCAUGGUGUCGGUGUCGUUUCAGACCAUUAUGCAGGAAGUAACAGGGAGCAUCCGGGGAGCCGGUGGUGAAAUUUUGUUCGCUGGGUAUGUCACGAAAUGUGCAGUCAAGGCAGGAAUCAGGGAGUCAAUCUGGUCAUCUCAGCGAAUGACCGUAAUGGAGGAAAUGGACCACGACAUAAUUCUCGGGAGACCAUGGUGCGCCAACGUAGAGAUGAUAGGAAUGCACUUGCACGAUGGCACGUACAUGGUAGAUAUAGAGGAUCCCGACAUCGAGGACUUACUCUGUCGGUUCCUGGUAUACAACAUCACGGUUAGUAGACCAAAGAGUAUUCUAGCAGUACCAGAAGUAACCAUACUAGGAUUCCGCUGUGGCGCAUACGGUAGGAAGCCAGAUCCGGCGAAGACUGACAAGAUAUCCCAAUGGCCAACACCUCUGCGCACGACAACGGAGGUAAGAGCAUUCUUAGGCGUGGUCGGCUUUUGGAGGACUUUCAUUAAAAGUUUUGCCAAAAUUGCUGAGCCUAUCCAGGCCAUGAUCACAGAAGAAGGGACCAUGGAUUGGACGGAGGAGCGAGAAGGAGCCAUUCAAACCCUCAAGGACAUACUGACAUUUGAGCAAGUCGCCUUAUCCGCACCCUGUUUUAAUGAUGGAGUGGGACGACCGUUCAUCCUAGAAACGAAUAGAGGACCCUUGGUCGUAGGAGGCCUACUGAUUCAAAGGGAUGAAGAAGGAAAGGAGAGACCAAUUAGGUUCGAAAAUAGGACCCUGAAUUCAGCAGAACGGCGAUACUCGCAGUUUAAGAAGGAGGUCCUAGCCAUUUUGCACUGCCUCAAGACCUUACAGGCCUACCUAUUUGGGAGGCGGUUCGUCCAAAGGAUCGAUCAGACGAAUGUCGCAGGGGCCUUAAAGAAUUACAGGCCUAUAAAUCCGACGGUGGGGAGAUGGGUAGGAUUUAUCUGGCAGUUCGAUUACAAGAUCGAACGAAUUGCUGGAAUCAGAAACAAGGCGGAUGGGCUUAGUCGGGUCUGCAUCACUCCUGAAGGGGUGGAGGAUGCGGAGCCCACAGAAGCAUUCCUUGAAUACGAAGGAGGAACUUUUGCGGUGGAUAACGAAAUGAUGGGCGAAGAAUGUGCGUCAGGAGAACUGUUGAUCCGGACUUUGGAAAAAGGGGCGCCUGCCGUAGUAGCGGAACUCAGAGAAGGACCAAUCAUCACUCAAGGUCGCAAAGAGGAGAAAGAUUCGUGGGGAGCAAUAGUAGGACCGAAGGAGGAAUUAGUAGUAGUGGCGGUUGAAGGAGGCCGGGAAGCCGUGAUGAGCCUAGUAGAAUCUUGGGAAAGGAAAGAGUUGCAGUGGAUGGUAAACCAGAUGCAGGAGAGAAAGGACGAGGACCAGGAAGGGAGGGAGUUUUUCUAUGCUCGGAUAUACGAAGGGAUUUUUCGGGAGAUUGGGUUGUUGCUGGUAGGAAACAAACAACCCAUGGAAAUCAGCGUUAAAGCAAGGGAGGAGGUCGAGAGGUACGUCCUAAGGGGUGGCCAUCUGUUCAGGAGGGAGGAAGGUGCUAUGCCUAGAAGAGUUGUGUGCGGGGGAUCUAGGCAGUUGGACGUUAUCCAGGCAAUGCACGACGGACUAGCAGGAGAACAUCGAUCGUCCAAAGGAACUCUUACGAAGAUAACGCUGCUCUAUUAUUGGCCAGGCAUGGCAGGUAUGGUCGCCACGUUCUGCCAGACCUGCCUAAUCUGCCAGGAACGGAGCUCGGCACGCGUCUUCGAGCCACUUAGACCAACGCGGGUGCUACGGUCGGGACAUCUGGUUCACCUUGACCUUGCGGUCAUGCCUGUAUCAACAGAUGGGUACAAGUAUAUCCUGGAUGCGCGAGACAACUUGAGUGGGUUUGUGGAGGCGGUCGCUCUCAAGAAAAAGACAAGGAGAAGUGUAGCAGAUUGGAUAAAAGACUUCUACUUGAGGCAUCCCUUCAUCAGGAGGUUUAUAGCGGACAAUGGGACAAAAUUUGUGAACCAAGAAGUGUUGGGAAUGCUGUAGAGGCUCUGCGUACCAAUCAAACCCAUCGAGCUAU